This is a messenger RNA of Doryrhamphus excisus (bluestripe pipefish), 3752 nucleotides long. It is a transcript of the gene inab, whose product is annotated as internexin neuronal intermediate filament protein, alpha b. Gene Ontology annotation, molecular function: structural constituent of postsynaptic intermediate filament cytoskeleton. Gene Ontology annotation, cellular component: postsynaptic intermediate filament cytoskeleton; cytoplasm; intermediate filament. The record is from RefSeq and is a predicted model, not a curated record. NCBI's taxonomy places the organism in Eukaryota, Metazoa, Chordata, Actinopteri, Syngnathiformes, Syngnathidae. Gene Ontology annotation, biological process: intermediate filament organization.
CCACCGCUCUGUUCUGUCUUCAUUCCAACCAGGAUGAGCUACGGAUCUGAAGUCUUCUCCUCUUCUUCCUACCGAAGGAUCUUCGGGGAAUCUCCCCGCUAUGCUUCCACUCCGUCGCGGACGGCCAUGUCCUCCCGGGGGGGUUACCGGUCGUCCUCGGCAUCCCGUAGCAACGUCGCAUCCCUGGGUUCAUACAGCAGGAAGCCGGGGCGCUCCUUCUCGUCCAUGCCUGUGGAGACCUUCGACCUGACGCAGAGCAGCGUCCUCAACAACGAGUUCAAAAUCAUUCGCACCAAUGAAAAGGAGCAAAUGCAAGGUCUCAACGACCGCUUCGCCAUGUUCAUCGAGAAAGUGCGCAACUUGGAGCAGCAUAACAAAGUCCUGGAGACCGAGCUGGUCGCGUUGCGUCAGAGGCAGGCGGAACCGUCCCGCCUGGCCGAGCUGUACCAGCAGGAGAUCCGCGAACUGCGCUCCCAGCUGGACGAGCUCAACGGGGAGAAGUCCCAGCUCCUCAUCGAGAGAGACAGCAUCGAAGACGACCUCCAGAAGCUCAGGGGUAAAUAUGAGGACGAGUUCCGCGCCCGGGAGGAAGCGGAGGCAGCCCUCAAAGCCUUUAAGAAAGAUGUGGAUGACGCCACCAUGGUGCGCCUGGACCUGGAAAAGAAGGUGGAAUCGCUCCUGGAUGAAAUCAACUUCUUGAGGAAGGUGCACGACGAGGAGGUGGCCGAGCUCACAGAUAUGAUCCAGGCUGCUCAGGUGUCCGUGGAGAUGGAGGUCUCCAAGCCGGACCUGACCUCUGCUCUCAAGGAGAUUCGAGGCCAGUACGAAUCCAUGGCAUCCAAGAACCUGCAGUCCGCCGAGGAGUGGUACAAGACCAAGUUCGCUGACCUCUCCGAGCAGGCCACCCGCAGCAACGAUGCCAUCCGCGCCAGCAGGGAGGAACUGAGUGAGUUCAGGAGGCAACUGCAGUCCAGAACCAUUGAGAUCGAGAGCCUCAGAGGCACUAAUGAAUCCCUGGAAAAGCAGCUCAGGGAAAUGGAGGACAGGCACAAUGUCGAGAUUGGAAGCUACCAGGACAACAUGGCUGAAUUGGAGAACGACCUGAGAGCUACUAAGAGCGAGAUGGCCCGUCAUUUGAGGGAGUACCAAGACCUGCUGAAUGUCAAGAUGGCGCUUGACAUUGAGAUUGCAGCAUAUAGGAAGCUGCUGGAGGGUGAGGAGACCCGCAUAGGGACAGGGAUCACCUACUCCAGCCCAUCCAUUACUUCAGGUGGCGGGCAGAGUUAUAACUACCAGACCCGCAUCUACACCAGUUCCGGUAAGAGUGGCAAGAGGGAAGGCAAGGAUGAGAGCCAGUCGCAGAGCAAGCCGGGAGCCAAGGCCACCCAUGAGGUCUACGAGGAGACGGUGGUCACCACCAAGAAGGUGGAGAAGCAGCAAGACGCCAGUGAUACCUCCACUAAUCAGAAAAACUAAGCCUGUUUUUGAAUCAUGCAAUUCCCCUCCUUUAUUUAUUUCAACCAAACCCAGGCUCUUUACACUCAUACACCACCAUAGGAACCUGAUAGUUUGCCUUCUCAUGAACAUCUUAUAAUGAUGUGUUUGAUUCCCACAUAUUAGCACAAGGAAAUAUGUAGAUUAUUUUUUAAUGUAGCUCUUAUUUUCUUUUAAAAUAACAACUGGAAUGGAUCGUAACUCCACUAUACCAGUCACUUUAUUCAAUACAACUUUAUUCAAAACUUUCUUUGUUUUUCCAUUCACACAUCCAAGAGAACAAGCACUUAGCCAGAAUAGGUUAGACCUGGUCUUAUCAAGUACAGUAGUCAGUUUAAGAGUAGAUCACAACCGGUUUAAGCACCACUACCCACAAUUCCAGGAAAGGCAUGUGUGCGACCACUAUGCAUAUAGGUCAAAUAUUUGAAAUAAACUGUAAACUCAAAUGAUCACAAAGAUAAUACAGUAAACCUCGGAUAUAUCGGAUUCAAUUGUUGUUCACUGGUUUUGUCCGAUAUAAGCGAAAUCCGUUAUAUGCGUAUACCGGAAAAUGUCUGUUUUACGCAUAUAUCGGAUUUAUAUCCGGUAUAUGCAUAAAUGGGAUUUUAUCCGUUAUAAAAAGGCACUUCCUUGACUAUGUUUCCAAUGUACCUGGACGUGCAGGCAACGCUGCAAACGCUGCAAAUGACGUCGUAUAGCGGCCUGUCACGAUUCGGCGAAUCGGAGCGCCACGAUGCGGCCAUCCGAUAUAUGCCAGGGAAAUUUAAUGGAAAUGCAUUGGAACGGGACUGGAGAUUUUGAACGAAAUAAGCGAAAUCCGUUAUAAAAAAUCCGAUAUAUGCAAUGAAUUUUUAUUGGAAAUGCAUUACAGAAAAAUCGGUUCUUUUUUUAUCUGUCCGUUGUGAGCGAAUUCCCGAUAUAUCCGAGGUUUACUGUACUAGAUGUGAUGCAAUACUUCAGUUCGGUAAGGGAGCGCCCUAUAGUUGGCUCAGUAAAGCCAUCGACUAUAAUCGUGGCUUGAUGAUGAUGUCGUCGGUUAACUCGCUCUUCGCACACAUGUCCAAAUCCAUUUUUUGGUGCAUCAAUUUACAUGCAUGAGUGACCUUCCUGAAUGACAAUAAUAGUAGUUAUUUAAAUGAGCUAAAGUAUUAAUCAGGCUUAAUUUGCAUGGUAUAUGUAGAUGUCAUGCUUAAUGCGUAAUGCAAAACACUCAUCGAUGACUCCUUUCGGCUAAAAUGUGACUUAGGCUACAGAUGUUAAGUAAUGAAGAUAAGGAUGAAAAAGAUGAGUUUGAGAAGAAGAACGACGCGCAAGAGGCUGUAUUGUAAAUGCGUACGACGAGAUGUGUAUCCAUUUUUUUUUUCCCCACCGUUCACGAUGACGCUUAAAUGCCCAUUUGUAACCCACAAUGCAUAUCACCAAGCCGAAAGACCAAACAGCAGAAAUGCAGCCCGAAGUCACCGUCUUUUCAACGUAACUGCUCUCUUUGGGAAACUUUGGCCAUGACUGGAAAAAAAAAUGUCUGUUGUAGUUUGACCUCACCGGUACAAUAAUGGACUUGUAGCUUCUUCUUCUUCUGCUGCUGCUGCUUGCUCACUGCCAGCUUCAACACAGUAACCGACCACGCCCUGACAAGCUGCACUCACACAUCAAAUGAACAAAAAAAAAAGAAACACACAAAAAAAAAAACGCGUAAUAGUAUGACAGAAUACGGAACGGCUUGUUUUAAUUGUGGCUUAGCGAUUUAAUCGGCAUCUCAGUACUGUAGUCAGCGUGUAUUUGUUUUCUCGACGCAGUGGCCUAUCCUAACAAAAUAUUAGGUCUAUAGUACAUGCAAAUGUAUGUACAUUAUAUUGCAUUCAAGAGUAAUAAUGGUUCACGGUGACUUUAAUAAUCACACUGUAAACCAAAUACAUUUAACAAUCCCACCACCGCAACACUGCCAAAAAUAAAAGCACGCGGAUCAUAGCAUCACAAUACAAACAGUGUGUCAAAAUGUCCAAUGCAAGGAUCAAUAUUUUGCCAUAGACUAAAUACUGUAGGAUAUAAAAAUGCCUUAAAACACCAGCAGCUUUGUAUCUGGCCAUGUGUGUGACGUGAAUGAUUCUGUUCAGUGGAGUGUUUAAUCACUAGCGUAUUAUUUGCAUUUAUGAUAGACUUUAGGGAUUGAAUGUAGUUGGUAUGCUAUUCUCUUUACUGUUUCAACUUGCUACGUGUUGCUGUGAGACACCAUAUCAAUAAAGACUUGGCAUUACUGA